AUGGAUGACUACGAAUACCUUCAGCCUGGGUUCGACCCCAAAUCACUGACAGUGCCUCGGCUCCGCUCGAUCCUCGUCGCACACGACAUCCAGUACCCCGCGACAGCCAAAAAGCCUCAGCUCAUCCAGCUGUUCGAAGACCAGGUUGUUCCUCAAGCCAAAAAGAUCUUGGCGAAACAAGCCAAGGCCAAAAGAUCAAGCUACGGCAUUGUCGACGCCGGGAGCUCUCAGGACACUGACGACUUCGAUAACGACUACGACCUUGCUCCUCCCCCGCCAAGGGUGACGAGAUCGAGAUCGCCGCGCAAAGCUUCUACUCGGAUCAGAAGCGAGGAAUAUGAGCAAGAAGUGCCGGCUCCAGUCAGCCCGACGAAGCGGAAGGUCCGAGCUGCAAGUCGACAAUUGCCAGAGCCUGAACCUGAACCUUAUGUCGAACCUUACACCGAGCCUGAGCCGCCCAAGUCUGUUCGCAAGCGAGCUGUCACUCCCAAGAUUCCGAAGAUCAAACAGGAAGAGUCUGAAGAGGAGUUCUUCAACCGUAGAGAGUCGCAGUGCUUCUCUACAGAGAACCCUUUCCAGAGUGGGAGCCCAGCAACGCAGCUCAUCACCAGCCCCAACGGACGAAGAAAGACCACUGGCCUGGAUUUCGCAAAGGGCAAACUUGAGAGUAGCCCUCGCCGACGAACGGAUGGCCAUUACGCCGAGAAUCGCCCCAAAUCGUCGAGAAAGUCUCAUGCGUUCGAGGUUCCUGUCAGCGAUCUUCUUCGCGAGCAAACACCCGAGCUCCAAGAUUUUGAGGUUGAGGCUGGGGAAGAGUUCACCCCCGAUGCACAGUUCGAGAUGGAACAAGAGAUGGCUGCUGGUGGUGAAAGAGCACUAGCCCCGCGGCCUACAUCGCCUCCACGCCCGAGACGUAGUCUCUCCAAACCCCUUUGGGCUCUUGCGAUCUCCCUGUUCGGAGCGUACGGUGCGUGGUACCGACAGGAGAAGGUUGCUGUUGGAUAUUGCGGACUCGGUCGACCUGCCACGCAAAUCAUCCCUCCUGAGGUCGCAGUUCCCGACUGGGCAGUGCAGCUUGCGGAGCCCCAGUGCGAGCCUUGCCCACAGCACGCUUAUUGCUACGAGGAUUUCACUGUACGCUGCGAGCCUGACUUCAUCUUGAAGCCUCACCCUCUGGCUUUGGGUGGUUUGGUUCCCCUUCCGCCCACAUGUGAGCCGGAUGGAGAAAAGGUCAGAAGAGUGAAGGCUGUAGCGGACAAGGCGGUUGAGGAACUUCGGGAGCGCCGCGCGCAAUUCGAAUGUGGAGAUUCUACUGUAGAUGCUGGUCAGGCGCCAGCGUCCCCAUCCAUCGCAGAAGAGGAGCUGAAAGCUGCGAUUAGUGCAAAGCGGAGCAAGAAGAUGAACAAGCAGGAGUUCGACGACCUUUGGGUCGCCGCGAUAGGAGAAGUCAAGGGCCGAGAGGAAGUCGAAGUGGCACCAAAGGCCAAUUCCACCUCAAUUUCAGACGCCUACCUCUCGUCUACCUCUCUCGCUCGGCUACCGAUCGGCUGCACCCUCAAGCGCUCAGUCAGACUCGGCUUGGCAAGACAUCGACUCUCAAUUGGAUCUGUGAUCCUUUUGAUCUCGGCCUACUUCUACGUCCGGCGGAAGUACAGGUCUCACAAGGCGACUGUGGCGCAGGUUCCGGCCUUAGUCGACCUUGUGUUGUCGAGAUUGGCGACGCAGAAGGAGCUCGGCGAGGAGGAUAUUGAUGAUCCUUGGCUUUUCCUGCCCAAUCUCCGCGAUGACGUACUUCGAUCGGUACACUCGCUCGGAGAACGAGAUCGAAUCUGGACCAAGGUUAAGGCGGUCGUGGAGCAGAACAGUAACGUGCGGACCAGUCAAAGAGAGGGAAGGAGCGGCGAAGUUGGCCGCGCGUGGGAGUGGAUUGGACCGAUUGCAGGGGACAGUGCCAGACGGCGCAAGAGCGGACGUAUUUCCUAUGGAGCGGAUGUAAAGACAGAAGAUACCCCGGGGACGUCAGAGGAUAAGGCUGCUGCUCAUUCAAAGUGGGAUGAGCCGCGGCCGAUCUAUUGA
Molecule: messenger RNA, 2076 nt
Organism: Colletotrichum acutatum
Lineage: Eukaryota; Fungi; Ascomycota; Sordariomycetes; Glomerellales; Glomerellaceae
Product: Man1-Src1p-C-terminal domain-containing protein
Exons: 2
Coding region: 1-2076 (691 amino acids)
Cellular component (GO): nuclear inner membrane
Molecular function (GO): chromatin binding
Source: RefSeq, a predicted model, not a curated record